Molecule: messenger RNA, 1115 nt
Organism: Ananas comosus (pineapple)
Lineage: Eukaryota; Viridiplantae; Streptophyta; Magnoliopsida; Poales; Bromeliaceae
Exons: 1
Coding region: 181-975 (264 amino acids)
Source: RefSeq, a predicted model, not a curated record
UCUCUCCCUUUCCUCUCCUCUCCUCCACUUGUUGGUCUUUGUUCUUGUUGCUGCUGCUGCGCACUCCAGUUGUUCCUGAUCCUGAUCUUCAUUCUCUGCUAUUCUCCUCUCUCUCGCUGGUGGUGUGACUGAGAUUGCGAUUGCGAUUGCGAUUGCGAUCGAUCGAUCAAUCAGUAGAUUAUGUCGGGCGGCGUGGGGCCCACGGGGGGCGGGGGGAUCGAGGUGUCGGCGGCGGGGGCGGGGGCGGAGGCGAAGGCGGCGGAGGACGACGCGCUGCUGCGGCCGGGGCUGCAGGCGCACUCGCCGCGGCGGAUCCACCGGUUCCUGUCCUUCCGGCAGCUGAACGCGCUCGCGACCCUCGUCGUCCUCGCCGCCAGCUCCACCGUCCCCGUGGCCGACCUCGCCUUCGCCCUCCUCUCCCUCCCCUACCUCUACCUCCUCUCCUCCCUCUCCUUCCCCCCGCUCUCCCCCUCCCCUCCCCCUCCCAUCUUCGGCCAACGCAACCCCCUCCUCGCCGCCUACGUCGCCCUCGGCGCCGUCCUCGGCCUCCUCCUCCCCAUCGCCUACAUCGUCGACGGCGUCCUCGCCGGCGACAAGCACGGCCUCGCCGCCGCCGCCCCCCACGUCUUCCUCCUCGCCGCCCAGGUCUUCCUCGAGGGCGUCACCUUCUCCCACCACUUCUCCCUCCCCAUCCGCGCCUUCGUCCCCGUCUCCUACAACGCCCGCCGCCUCUUCACCCUCGCCGACUGGCUCCGCGCCGAGAUGCGCAAGGCCGACCUCGCCCCUCCGCGCCGCCUCCUCGCCGGCCGCGCCCUCGCCCUCGCCAACCUCGCCUUCUGGACCUUCAACCUGCUCGGCUUCCUCCUCCCCAUCUACCUCCCCAGAGCUCUCAUGCGCCAUUACUCACACUCCGCAGAUAAUAAUAAUAAUAAUAAUAAUUUUGGUAGUAAGGAGAAAGACAAGAAGAAGCUGUGAGGGUUGUUUAAUCACUGCUAUUGCUAUUGCUAUUAUUAUUGUUGAUGAUGAUGAUUAGUGCCACUGAUAUUUUUGCUUCUUUUUUUUUUUAGUGGGGAGAAAUUGAACUGUCCAAUAAAUGUACUUGCCUGUUUUCCAUA